AUGGACAGCCUCGUCCAAGAAAAGGACCUCUGCAGCAAGGCCCCUGACUACCUUCUGAGAGGGUUCCAACUGGACUACCAGACCACGGGUCUUCGAGAAGAUAUGCUGAAUGAGAUUGUCACGACGGAUGAAUCCACACAGUGCAUCUUCAUUCGGAAAGAAGUUGAGCGAGUUGUGAGUUGCUGUCGAGGCUGGAGUGGCUCGAUGUGUGACGAACUUGCAGUGAAAAACAUUCAUCUGAAGUCGAAUCUCGUCUUCAGAUUUCAUCAUCGCAUCAGAUCUGAGAAGUUGAUUUUUUAUUUGUUAGCAAUCUGUGAGGAGGCCUGCCAGCACGGGGGCUACUGCGAGUUUCCUGGCCAGUGCAACUGCGAUGGAACCUUCCACUGUGGAAGCCACUGCCAACUCAACUUCAAAGAUUAUGGCUAG
Molecule: messenger RNA, 426 nt
Organism: Helobdella robusta
Lineage: Eukaryota; Metazoa; Annelida; Clitellata; Rhynchobdellida; Glossiphoniidae
Exons: 3
Coding region: 1-426 (141 amino acids)
Source: RefSeq, a predicted model, not a curated record